Molecule: messenger RNA, 1146 nt
Organism: Xenia sp. Carnegie-2017
Lineage: Eukaryota; Metazoa; Cnidaria; Anthozoa; Malacalcyonacea; Xeniidae
Product: putative nuclease HARBI1
Exons: 1
Coding region: 1-1146 (381 amino acids)
Source: RefSeq, a predicted model, not a curated record
AUGUCUGAUGCACGGAUCAGACGCUAUAAACAAGUAAAACGAGCAGGAAAACAAUUUCGUCGUCGAAGAAAUUGGGUCCGACCAGGACGUAAAAGCGCUUGGUGGGACAAUUUUGUCAGGCAAACUGUGAUAGAAGAAGAAUGGCGUGAAAAUUUUCGCAUGAGUCGACGUUCUCUCCACGAAUUAGCUGACGAACUUAGACCAUACAUAGAAGGCAAGACAACAAUAAUGCGGUCCCCAGUAGAUGUGGUUAAGCAGGUAGCGGUCACACUCUAUUACUUAAGUGACGAGGGGCGUAUGCGAAAAACAGCGAAUGCCUUUGGAUUAUCGCGUCAAGUUGUAUCCAAAAUAAUUCGUAAAGUGUGUAAAGCUAUCACGAUUCGACUUGGACCUGAAUAUAUUAAACUGCCAUUCACAAAAGAAGAUGUUGAGAGGCAUAUCAGGAACUUCCACAGAUUGCACGGCUUUCCUCAAUGUUUGGGCGCAAUUGACGGUACGCAUAUCGAAAUUAGGCAACCAGCAUGUAAUUCCACAGAUUUCAUAAAUAGAAAAGGACGGUAUGCAUUAAAUAUUCAAGCUGCAUGUGACUAUAAGUAUUGCUUUAUGGACGUCGUCGUCAAGUGGCCGGGGAGUGUUCACGAUGCCCGAGUAUUUUCCAACUCAAAGUUAAAUUAUUUUCUUAAGAGUAGGGAAAUACCUCCAUGCCCACGACAAAUACUUUCAGAUGAGGAUCCCAUUCCAGUAUUCUUGUUAGGAGAUCCAGCCUAUCCCCUUAUGCCAUACCUCAUGAAGGAAUACUCAAAUGGAGGUUCAACAGUUCAGGAGCAAUAUUUUGGUAUGACCCUUUGCCAAUCAAGAAUGGUGAUUGAAUGCGCAUUUGGUCGUCUAAAAGCAAGGCUUGGGGCUUUGAAGAGGGCAAUGGACAUAAACAUUAAAGAUAUCUCUACUGUUGUCUAUGCAUGUUUUGUCCUUCACAACUUUUGUGAAGUUCACAAAGAGAUUAUUGGAGAAGACAAAGUUUGUUCAGCUAUUGAUUAUGAUAGCCAAUUUCAGCCAGCACCUAGUCACAACAACUACAGAACAGAUUGUAAUGAAGCUGAAGGGAAGAAAAUAAGGAGAGUUCUCACAAAUUAUUUUGACCCUUAA